Molecule: messenger RNA, 9294 nt
Organism: Didymodactylos carnosus
Lineage: Eukaryota; Metazoa; Rotifera; Eurotatoria; Philodinida; Philodinidae
Source: the annotation of a GenBank genome assembly
CCCAGCUUAUAAUUUAGCUUUUUUUUUCAUCGAUAUUUUAUCAAAUUAAAAUUUAUUUUAUAUAAGAAAAACUACCACUUUCUUUCCAAAAUUCUUUCUCACCUGAGCCCAGUGGACGAGUCACUCGGCUGAAAAGUUAACUCACGUCGAAAUGACGAGUUUCAAGCUGAAGCAGCUACACUUAUCUAAAAACGAAAGAAGUUAAUCUGAAAAAAAGAGAUGUUCCUGUUUAAAUUUUCACGUUUUAUACACUUCUACAGGCGCAAAACAAAUCGGUUAAUAUACUAUACAUUGUCCCUAAGAAAUCCCUAGAAAGUCACCAGUGGAUCACCUGCGCCUUCAUUUUUUCUCCCCACUCCCUGAAUUUCAGGGUGUCACCAGAGAUUUUACAGGGAAUCCCAUAGAAUUCUCUAGGGGUUUCAUGUUUUUUGAGGGAUUAACCAAGGGCUUCAUCAGGGACAGUGAGCUAUGAUAUACGUAUGAUAUCUACUUUGACUGUGGGUUGGACACAGCUGUACAAAAUAGUUAGAAGUAUGUAUAAUUUUACGAAAUAAACACAUUCGAUGCACACACAGUAGCUGUUGACUAAAAAGCCAUGAAAAAUUCUUCAGAAAUUUUCGCUGCGAUGUGCCUCUAAUAGCACGAAAAACGGCUAAGCCUGCCUGAAAUUCUAACUGGGUAAAACAAAGAAUAUUUGUUGUUGUUGUCCCAUCAUAAAUAACAAUACCAUAACUUAAGUCGCUCAAAACAAAAGCAGGGGAAAUAGAAUCGAGGGUUUGUCUAGAUGCACCUCUACGUAGGUAUUUCAUAGAACCAGUCCUCAGUGGUAGUUUCGCACGUAAAGCAUCAAUAUGAGGCAACCAGUCUAGUGACGGAGUUAGAGUCAACCCCAAACGAACGUGUUUCUCGACAAACUCUAACACUACAUUAUCAAGUGUUAAAGGAGAAGGCGAUAUUAGGGUUUUAUUACAAGAGAAUAACAUCGCGGCACACUUUUUUACAUUGAGCGGUAACAUUCAUGAUUGUGGCCAAUGAUUCAUCCUGUCCAGAGCAUCGUUCAUCAUCUUCACAGCUUUUACUAUAUUGCUUGCUUCAAUAUACAACGAAACAUCAUCCGAGAACAAUUUAGAAAUAGAGGAAAGCCCCUGUGGGAGAUCAUCGAUAAAUACCGGUUACUGAUUUUAUUACGUUCCACAUUAUGUACCACUUCCCAUGAAAUCAUUUUGAUACUCUAACGCACGUUAACAGGCGUUAAAUAAAAGAAAAAUUUGAUGUGUGCACACUAGCUAAAUACCGUUGAAUACGUGCAAAUGCGUAAUUUUUCAAACCUAUAUGGGACUGAAAAUUAAUUCUAAUGCACUCAAAUGCGCUUUUAUAAAAAAAUAUGAAAACAACGUUCAAACUCAUUAAUCACGAAAAUUUUAUAACCCUAACGCGUUAAAUGUUUCAUAUUUGGUGAUUCUAACGAGUAAGAAUUUGUAGUGCGUGAUAACGCCUCCACUUAAUCGUAAAUCGUUUAAAUUCGUUAAAAAUUAAAUAAGUUAACUUCUUGGAUGCGUUUACACUCGUUAGAAUAAUACUUCGGAUAAAAAUGUAAUUUUAACGCGUGAUAGUGCAUUUAUCCUUCAAAUCCGGUGUUCUGUUGAUGGAUCCCAAGAUUCACCUAGCUAUGGUCUACCAGAUACUGUUCAUCAGCACCAUUAUGGCAGACUAGUCUCUUACACAUAUAUAUAGUAAGAGGAAAACUUAGAAAACUUUCUAAGUGAAUACAUCGUAUAUCUCGUAGGGAAGGACAUGGUCUAUUUGUGUAUGAGUUAGUCAUGCAAAACAAAAUGGUGACUGGAAAUUACCGUUCUAACGUACUAGAACGCUUACUUGGUGAGUCAUCGUUCAACGAGUUUUAACGAAUUAAAAUGUAUUCUGAUCCGUUCAAACCGGCUAAGAUAAACUUUUAUUCAGGAAUGUACGUGUAUUCUUCAUUUUUAAACGAGUUUUUACCAUAUGUCAUCGAUUUUUGGAAAACUUGAAUGCGUGGAAAUUCGUUAAACUGCUUAGAAUCAUACUUAACCGGAUGUGACUCGUUACCGCUCCGAAGAAACGUUAACACACGUUAUAUUUGAAAAUUUAAUCCGUUCAAACGCGAUUUUCUUGAAAAAAACCUUUUCUAACGCGCGCUAACCGGCGUAUCAAAAUUAUUUCAUGUAAAAGCUAGUUCUAUUUACUAUGAAAAAACGGAUUUUUUCCAAUAUAUUUAGUCUUUCAUGAGAUAUUCAUAUUUUUCCAUUUUGUAGACCAUAUCUUUCUCUGCAACCCCACAUCAUUUGAUUCCAAACAGAGAUAAAUUUCAGUUAGAAAAAAGUUGAUCUUUGCUCUGUUACGUACGCAUCUUGGAAUUAUAUCGGAUGAGAUUUCAAAGGGUGAUGUCGAGCCAAAGAAAAAACUGGAGAUGAUUGUCAAUAAACAGAAUUGAUACAGCUUCCACACUGUAAAAAAUAAAGUGUGCCCGCUAGUGUGCAUUCUCCCAAGUAUGCAUUUCGAGUCCAAAGUGAUGUGCAAAAUGUCACUGUGUAAUCUGAACUUUUAUCUUGCAUUUCUCUACGGAAAAAACGGAAGAAGUAUUCUUCUCUUUGCCAAAGAGAACGAGAAAAAAGACCAAAGAGUCUUUGGUCUUUUGUCUCGUUCUGUCUAUGGAAGUUAUAUGUGCAAUUCCUGUGUGUUAGUUGUACACUGGACAAGCCGUUUACAGUGUGCAAAAACAGUCCAACGUGAUGUGCACAUUCAGUGUGCCCCGGGUACACUUUAUUUUGUACAGUGCAGUGCGUGAUAAAAGUUGAUAAGAAAAUAUAAUUGAAACAGUACGGUUUUUGGACAGAAAAUUCUAUUCUAUUGUUGGAAGUCGAGGCUGUUCCCAUAAAAUGUUCGAUGAGAUUUUUGAUUUUGUUUUUUCAAUAUCUCAAUAAAUAAUACUCUAAUCAAGACCAAACUUUGAUCAUUGUUAGACCUCGCGAAAUCUGAUAUUUGAUAAAAAAAUUAACUUGAAAUAUUGCGUCAGCGAAGAGAAAUUUGAAAAAUAAGCGAAUAAUGUCCUAUGAGCUUUUUAAGAAAGAAAUGGCUGGUGAGAUUUCUAAAUGCUUACCCUAGAGAAUGUCUAGUUUGUCUGGUCUUGAAAACAGAGUAAAGACUUAUUUACUUACAGGUGUCUGUUGCCUGCUGUUUUUUUCUUGUUCUGGUCAGACCAAGGUCAAAACAAAAACGAUUAGCGAGCAGCACACCUUAUUUUGCAUAUAUCCAACAAGCUCGCGGUCUUGAUUUCUUUCACUGAUCAGAAGCAAAACAAGCAAGGACCUUUUUUACUUACAGGCACCUGACCAGUGAUCUGACCACACAAACUGGACAUCCUUUAGGGUAUUGUCAAUGAAAAUAAAAACGAAACUCGACUUGUUAUGCUGGAUUCGUCUGAGUGCACGCUAUUUAACCGUCAAAAGCAAAAAGUACUAGUGUCUGUCCAAAAAUUCAGUAGACUCGGAUAGUUUUUGAAUAACUCAGCAUCAAGUAAAGAUAGGUACUUGCGAUUUUCACCAUUCGAUAGCCAAGAAUUGAGGCUAUCUUUCCAUAAGCAAAAACGAUUUCGGAAAAAAUUACGAAGCCGGUUUUUUAGAGGGUCUUUAAAACACUAGCUUGGAUUUUCCGAAAUUCAAAUAGGAAUCUAUUGAUUUUUUUCAUAGAUAGAUAGUCCAAAGUGUCCUGUACAAAAUGGGAUCUAAGCAAAAGUUGUAUUUUGCUCAGCCCGGGAACUUUGAAGGUUUUUCCCAAAGCAGUAAGACUCACCGGUCCUUCAGUUUCGGACCUUUGAAAAUGCAUGAAAACAUUGGCUGUUGACUAUGCUGAAUCUCGUGGCAAUGUUAGUUUUCAGAACAAAAUGCAAAGACUGAGUGAAAACCUGCACUAGGUAAAAUAACCCAUUUUGGGCUAUUUACAUAAAAAAUUAGAAAAUUCAUAACUCAGUCAAAAUCCAUCCAACCCACUUCACAAUGUCCGAAAAUACUCUGUUUUAUCUGCAGCAUAGCAUAAAGCUCAAUAAAUGCUGAAAAAACCAACAGAAAAUACUUUGGUUUUGAGAAAGGUUUUGCAGUAACCUUCGGAACUAAGAGAAUGUCUUUUAUUGAUUUUAAGUAUAGAAUCAGAACGACUGGAUAAAAUAGAGUAUUUUCUGACAUUAUAUUGAAAUGCUUAGAUCCCAUUUUGUACAGGACACUUUGGACUAUCUAUCUAUGAAAAAAAUCAAUAGAUUCCUAUUUGAAUUUCGGAAAAUCCAAGCUAGUGUUUCAAAGACCCUCUAAAAAACCGGCUUCGUAAUUUUUUCCGAAAUCGUUUUUGCUUAUGGAAAGAUAGCCUCAAUUCUUGGCUAUCGAAUGGUGAAAAUCGCAAGUACCUAUCUUUACUUGAUGCUGAGUUAUUCAAAAACUAUCCGAGUACACUGAAUUUUUGAACAGACAGUCGUUUAGGAUUUUCAAAGCUCACUUUUCGGUGAAAGACUUUUGUUUUUCCGGCAUUUUCACAAGCAGAUUUACACGAUAAAGUUUUAAGAGUUGCAACCUGUAGUAUUAAAAACACAAUAAUUCACUGUUUUGAGUAUAAAGUGUCAGGAGAAAGCUUGUAUUAUUAGCCCAUUAACCUAUCAAGUAAUAAAACUCAACCCGACACUCAGAACGUCUUUUUGUACACAAAUUUAUUUUAUGAAAUUUUUUUCGCUAAACAAUACAAUAGCUAUGUCGUGCACUCAUGUCAUUUAUGGUUUCAAUGUGUUACAGCAGAAUAUACAUUAAAUUACUGAAGAAAAACAAUAUCCAUUCUCAAGGUAUUCUGUUCCUUGUAUACGCAUCUAGCGUUAAUCUAUCGUUUUAUUUUUUUACCACUGAUUUUGUUGAUAUUCUUGUGCGUCGUUUUAUUUUUCUACGUUUUAUGCUAUACCAUAGAAGAAAUGUGCAACUUGUACAAAUAACGUUUGUUUGAAGGGACAGAAAAGAAAAAGAAAGAAGAUAUAGACGAAAUUAUUUUCGCAUGAACCGAGAAUAAUGUGAGUUAUAUAAACAGUGUAUAGUUUGUCUAUGAAAAUACGAACAUAAUUACCGGAAACACGUUGAAGGUUGAUAAACAACAAAUAUUAAAUUAUGCAUGUGUUAGUCUAUUAAAGAGUGUUCGUAUUUCACAGUACAUUACAUAGAAAGCCUUUACCCUUCCACUGAUAAAGAUUCCAUCUGAAAGAACAAUUUCAAGUACUGGAAAUUAUGUAAUUUUUUGCAUGUGUCAAGAAAACAGGUUAUAAGGCUAAAAAGAGUGUUAUACUCUAUUACCGAUACACAGCGCCAUCUUUAAUAUAACAUACACCUUUUCAUCUUCGAGGAAGCACAGUUGAAGUAUAAAAGCUUUUGUAUCGACAGAAAUCCUAUUUUACCAGGAAAAUAUCUCAUGUGCAACGCUAUUAGACUACUUACUGAGGCAGUGAAAGUCUCCGAUGGUGUUCUAUGUAAAUAACGUUGACCAAUCAAAUUCAAUGAAAACAAUCUUUCUUUGCUCUCACUGGUACAUGUACAUACUUAUAUCGAUUAAUCAGUGAUUAAUCAAAUCAAUAUUCUUUUCUUAAAUUAAAUUAUGAAAAAAUGACAUUAUUUCAUGUUUUAAUAUUACAUUUUCUUUGUUUUCUAUCCGUACUAAAAGCGAAACUAUUAUUGUCAGGAUUGCUCACUUAUUAACAAGCUUAUCUUUUUUUUUAUUAAAAGAUAUGUAAAAUUACAUAUCAAUAUGGCUAAAGUAUAUAAUUUCGAUUGGCAAAUCGAAGUAGCCGAACGAUUAAUGAAAGGUGAUUAUUUUGAUCGUUGGGAUGAAGAAAGUGGUUCAUAUGAACAAAAUUGUCUAUUUCGUGUUGAUUGUUAUGGAUUUUUUAUUCAUUGGCAAUCGGAUGGAAAAGAGGGACAAGUUAUUGAAUUAUCACAAGUGAGCGAUAUUAGACCAGGAAAAGCUCCCAAUGAUCCAAAGUUGAAUGCUGAUCUAAUGUUAAAUUCUUUAACACAUGGACGUGGAAAUCUUGACGAACGAACUGUAACAAUUUGUAGUGGAUACGAUUUAGUGCAAAUUAAUCAUACAAAUAUAACAGCAGAAGAUAAUAUAACAGCCAAAGCGUGGAUUGAAGGUCUACGAAAAAUUACUCAUAAUCAUAAAGCAAAUAAUAUAUGUCCAACUACAAGUUUAAGAAAACAUUGGAUGAAAUUAUCUUUUUCGUUAAAUCCAGCUAAGAAAAUUCCAGUGAGAAGUAUCACUCGAACAUUUGCAUCUGGUAAAACAGAAAGAAUGAUAUUUCAAAUAUUAAAAGAACUUGGAUUACCUAGUGGAAAAAUGGACGAUAUUGAACCAGCCGAUUUUACUUUUGAGAAAUUUUGUGAUUUAUAUCAUAAAAUAUGUCCAAGAGAUGAUGUUACAGAUUUAUUUAAAACUUUAUCUAAUGGUAAAGAUUAUAUAACAGUGACAACAUUUGUCAAUUGGCUAAAUGAGACUCAACGUGAUCCACGUUUAAAUGAAAUAUUAUUUCCAUUUUAUGAUGAAAAAAGUGCAAUUAGAAUUAUUGAUACAUAUGAACAACGAGCAAAUUAUAAAGAUAGAGAUCAUUUGAGUUGUGAUGGUUUUGCUCGUUAUUUAAUGUCAGAUGAAAAUGCUCCAGUAUUUUUAGAUCGUUUAGAAGUACAUCAUGAUAUGGAUCAACCACUUUGUCAUUAUUUAAUUAAUUCAUCUCAUAAUACAUAUUUAUCUGGAAGACAAUUAGGAGGAAAAUCAAGUGUAGAAAUGUAUAGACAAGUACUGUUAGCUGGUUGCAGAUGUGUCGAAUUAGAUUGUUGGGAUGGUAAAGCUUUGAAUUCUGAAGAACCGAUCAUUACUCAUGGAAAGGCAAUGUGUACUGAUAUUGUAUUUAAAGAUGUUAUUGUUGCCAUUCGUGAUACGGCAUUUGUUACAUCUGACUAUCCUCUUAUUCUAUCAUUUGAAAAUCAUUGUUCAAAAGCCCAACAAUAUAAAUUAGCCAAAUAUUGUGAAGAUAUACUUGGUGAUCUAUUAUUAACAAAACCAUUAGAAUCACAUCCACUUCAACCUAAUGUUCCAUUACCAAGUCCAAAUUUGUUAAAACGAAAAAUUCUCAUUAAAAAUAAGCGUUUAAAACCAGAUGUAGAAAAAAAACAAUUGGAACAAUGGCGUCAAGGUCAAAUAAAUGAAGUUAAUAAUGAGACAGAAGGUGAUUCAGCAGCAAAUGUAGAAGGAGAAGAUGGACCAGCAUUACUUGAUGAGAUAAAAUUACGUGAACAACAUGAAGAAGCUCAUCCAGAAUUAAGUGUCGAUUUAAAUGAAGAAAAACGAAAUCCAUUUUCAUUUGGAGGAUCUAAACAGAAGGCUAUUAUUUUAUCAAAAGAAGAAGAAGAAGCAUUAUUAAAUCAUUAUCAGUAUAGGGGAGCUACAAUCAAUAUUCAUCCAUAUCUCUCAUCACUAGUUAACUAUGCUCAACCAAUUAAAUUUCGUGGUUUUGAACUUGCUGAACAAAAAAAUAUUCAUUAUCAUAUGUCAUCUUUUUCGGAAAAUAUUGCUCUAACACAUUUAAAACAAAAUCCAAUUGAAUUUGUUAAUUAUAAUAAACGACAAAUGUCAAGAAUUUAUCCAAGAGGUGGAAGAGUUGAAUCAUCAAACUAUAUGCCACAAAUUUUUUGGAAUGCUGGUUGUCAAAUGGUUUCCUUAAAUUUUCAAACAGCCGAUUUAGCUAUGCAAUUAAAUCAAGGAAAAUUUGAAUAUAAUGGAAAUUGCGGGUAUUUAUUAAAACCAAAUUUUAUGAUACGUCCUGAUCGUACAUUUGAUCCAAAUGCUGAAAGUCCAGUUGAUGGUGUUAUAGCUGCUCAUUGUUCAAUAAGAAUUAUUAGUGGACAAUUUUUAUCUGAUAAAAAAAUUGGUACCUAUGUUGAAGUAGAUAUGCAUGGUCUACCAGCUGAUACAAUUAAAAAAGAAUUUAGAACAAAAACAGUUCCAUCAAAUGGACUCAAUCCAAGAUAUGAUGAAGAACCAUUUGUAUUUAGAAAAAUUGUAUUACCUGAUUUAGCAUUAAUACGUAUAGCUGUUUAUGAAGAAACGGGUAAACUAAUUGGUCAACGUGUAUUACCUUUAGAUGGUUUACAAGCGGGUUAUAGACAUAUUUCAUUACGUACAGAAGGUAAUUUUCCAUUAUCAUUACCAACAAUAUUUUGUGAAGUUGUAUUAAAAACGUAUAUACCCGAUGGUAUGGGAGAAUUUGUUGACUUGUUAAAUAAACCACAAUUACCAAAAACGGAUGAUCGUAAUACUCUACAACCAGCUACAGGUGGAAAUAGUGCAUCAUCGUUACUUAAAAAGAAUCUUGAUGCUACAGCUACAGCAGAUGGUGGUAUGUCACCAUUAAAAAUUUCUGGUAAAGAUUGUCAACAGACUCAAUCUGGUCAACAGACAAAUAUUAUCAUUACACUUGAUUAUUUACGACAAUUAAAAAGUUAUCAAAAAUUAGAACGAAAACAAGAAAAAGAAUUACAAUUAAUGAAAAAAAAACAUUCAAAAGAACAACAGAUACUUGGUGAACAACAAUCAAAAAUAAUGACAAAAGCAAAAGUUGAUUGUGAAAAACAUCAACAAUUAACACCAAAAUCAAGUACUGGAUUAUUGGGUAGUCAAUCAACACCGGAAAAACGAAAAGAUUUAAUGAAUGGCGGUCUACCAAUCGAGAUUCCUAAAACUGAUCCAAAGUUAAUGGAAUUGAUUAAUGAACAAAACUUAGAAUGGACUCAAUCAAUUCAACGUCAAUUAAACGAAUUACAAACAUUAAGAAAACAUCAUAUGAAAGAACAAUGUGAUCUAUUAAAAGAAUUAUUAACUGAAACUCAAAAAACACAAUUAAAAGAAAUUAACGAUAGACAUUUGAGAGAGAAAAAAGAUUUAGAAUUGAGUCAAGUACGUCAAAAUCUUGAAGAUACAAAAAAAUUAGAAGCAGAUAAAAGUGUUCGUAGUAAAGCCGAAUUAGAACGACGUGUACGAGAAUCAAAAUCAAAUAAUACAAAAAAAUUUGUAGAAGAACGAAAACGUCAAGGAUAUAAACAACAACGUGAAUUAGAACUUUUAACAAAAUCACAUGAUCAACAAAAAUUAACAUUAGGAAAUGAAAUUGAUAAAAUGUUAGAACAUAGUUUAAAUUAUCAAGAUGAAUCUCCAUUAGCACGUUUUCCAUCAUCUUCGGUUUAA